ACACACACACACACACACACACACACACAUCGAUCAGCAAAGGUGAGGGUGCAACAGAUUAUCACCUGACAUGGCAACUAAAAUAAUUUAUUUCACCGUGAAUGGAAGACCAGAACAAGCUGAGUUUCCCAUUGACUGUCCUGCACAAGAUGUUAAAGAUCUUUUCCGAGCAGCAGCUGAGGCAGGACCUCAUGACAUCCUAAAACUCUAUAAUACUAAAGGCAAUAUCAUUAAUAUUUCCCCUCAGCUGGCCCCAAAUAGUCCUCACUCCUGCUAUAAACUGGAAGUGGUCGCUGCUGACUGUAACAGUGAGCUGUUAGGUUCAGAUCUGGUUGUUGCUCUGGGAUUUGACCUCUCUUCUAUGGAGAAAAGGUUACAGAGCCUGGAGAAAAGAAUCCUAACUGAAGUGGCAGAGACUCCUGCCAUUGUGUUUGAGAUGAAGAGACAGGUGGAGUCAUUCAGAGAGAAACUGGAGAGUGUUGAGCACCUGAGCUGGCUGGGAUUGUUUAAGGACAUGUCAGAAGGCACCCACAAGCCCUCCCCUUUCUACCAUAAAAGAACCCUGCGCAAGACCCGUGAGGAGUGUGAGCACGUCAGGGAAAAGUUCCUCCAAAUGAGUUCUCUGGAGGUUUCUGAAGAGGUGAGACAGUAUCUUAAAACACCAACCUUUGAUAACUGGCAAUGGGAAGACGCUGAGAUCAUGGUGCUGCUCCAGGUGAUGUACACAGAUCUGGACUUCAUCUCCACCUUCAACAUUGAGCUGGACGUGAUGCAGCAGUUCCUUUAUGAAGUGUACAGACGCUACAAUAACAUCCCCUUCCACAACUUCAAACACUGCUUCUGCGUCACUCAGAUGAUGUAUGGACUGAUAUGGCUAACAGAUCUCAGAAGCAAGAUGGACAGUAUUGACCUCCUCAUCAUGCUAACCUCAGCCGUCUGUCACGAUCUAGAUCACACCGGUUACAACAAUGCAUACCAGAUUAAUGCACGCACUGAGCUCGCCUUGAGGUACAAUGACAUCUCCCCACUGGAAAAUCACCACUGCGCUGUAGCUUUUGAAAUCCUGGAAAAGACUGAAAGCAACAUUUUCCGAAACCUGUCGACAGAGCAAUUCAAAAGAAUAAGAGAGGGCAUAAUUAAGUGUAUUCUUGCUACUGAUAUGACCAGACAUACUGAGAUCCUCAACAAGUUCAAAGCCCUUCUGCCCGUCUUCGACUUCAGUAACAAAGAUAACAGAGAUGUGUUGAUGAUGAUCAUGAUUAAAGUAAGUGACAUCUCUAAUGAGGCGAGACCCAUGGAUGUGGCAGAACCGUGGCUGGACUGUCUGCUGCAGGAGUUCUUCAAUCAGAGUGACAUGGAGAAGUUGGAGGGUCUUCCUGUCACUCCGUUCAUGGAUCGAGACAAAGUGACCAAACCGUCUUCUCAGACUGGAUUCAUUCGAUUCGUUCUCUUUCCUCUCUUCAUUGAACUGGCCAAUCUGUUCCCCUGUCUGGAGCAACACAUCAUUGACCCCGUGCGAAAAGCCCUGGAUUAUUACACAGAGAUGGAGAAAGCUCUGGAGAGGGAGAAACAGAACUGGGCCCAGAGUGAGAAGAUUGUCAAACCCAGCACCUUAAAAGAGCCCGAAGCUCAUCUAGAAUCUGAUGGGAUGACAAAACCAGUCAACCUAUAAUCUAACCUCACACAAUUAAACGUUCAUCCUAUAAUCAGAAUGUAAGCUGAGUUUCAGAAUUGUGCUUUAAGGCUUAAAGUAAAUUUAUUUAUGCUACGUUUUCCAGCUAAAUAUACUGUGUAUAUAUAUUCAAACAAGGGUUGAAUAGUUUCACUAAAUAUAUUCAAAGUGAUCAUAACAAAUAAAACGUAAUUACAAAGUGAUUAACUUUUUUUCACCAACCUUUUUCUAAUUUAAUAUAACAGAUUAUCAACAUAAAAAGUACUAAAAUCACAGUGUCUGCUGAGAAUAGUAUUUCUUUGUCAAGCUAGUCUUGAAAAUGAGUGUGGUGAACAUGCACAGUUACCCCAGAAGAUGGCGCUACUAGAAG
Molecule: messenger RNA, 2042 nt
Organism: Cyprinus carpio (common carp)
Lineage: Eukaryota; Metazoa; Chordata; Actinopteri; Cypriniformes; Cyprinidae
Product: high affinity cGMP-specific 3',5'-cyclic phosphodiesterase 9A
Biological process (GO): cGMP catabolic process
Molecular function (GO): 3',5'-cyclic-GMP phosphodiesterase activity
Source: RefSeq, a predicted model, not a curated record